CACCAGACAAACGCAGGAAGAUGGAGUCUGCGCUAAACCAGCUGAAGAAGUUCACUGUGGUGGUGGCAGACACGGGAGACUUUAAUGCCAUUGAUGAGUACAAGCCUCAAGAUGCAACCACUAACCCGUCACUGAUCCUAGCUGCUGCUAAGAUGCCAGCCUACCAGAGUCUGCUGGAUCAGGCCAUUAAAUAUGGCAUCGCUAAAGGAGGAACUGAGGAGGAGCAGGUAGCCCACACAAUGGACAAGCUCUUUGUGAGUUUUGGACUUGAGAUCCUCAAGAAGGUCCCAGGCAGAGUUUCUACUGAGGUGGAUGCCAGGUUGUCCUUUGACAAAGAUGAAAUGGUAGCAAAAGCCUUGAAGCUCAUUGCACUCUACGAAGAGGCGGGCAUCAGCAAGGAGCGUGUGCUCAUCAAACUGUCCUCAACAUGGGAGGGAAUCCAGGCGGGCAAGGAGCUGGAGGAGAAACAUGGUGUUCACUGCAACAUGACGCUGCUGUUCUCUUUUGCUCAGGCUGUGGCCUGCGCAGAGGCAAAAGUAACACUAAUCUCACCCUUCGUUGGGAGAAUCCUUGACUGGUACAAGGAGAACACUGACCGCAAAAGCUACGAGCCUCAUGAAGACCCAGGUGUGAUCAGUGUGACAAAGAUUUACAACUACUACAAGAAGUUUGGUUACAGCACUGUAGUGAUGGGUGCCUCCUUCAGAAACACGGGGGAGGUGAAGGCUCUGGCUGGUUGUGACCUGCUCACCAUCUCCCCUGGUCUGUUAGCAGAGCUCAGCCAGGACCACAGCUCCAUCACUGAAAUGCUCAGUGAGGAGAAAGCCAAGGCCUGUGAUCUGAAGAAGAUCCACCUGGAUGAGAAGGAUUUCCGCUGGCAGCACAACGAGGACCGCAUGGCUGUGGAGAAACUGUCCGACGGCAUCCGCAAGUUUGCUGCUGAUGCUAUCAAGCUGGAAACCAUGAUUAAAGAGAAAAUGCUCAGUGUAAAAAACGGCCAGUAGUAGACAGAUGAGGUGUGUCCAGCUGCAUUUAAUAAGGUACAGGUGUGUGG
Messenger RNA from Austrofundulus limnaeus, 1054 nucleotides. It is a transcript of the gene taldo1, whose product is annotated as transaldolase 1. Gene Ontology annotation, molecular function: transaldolase activity. NCBI's taxonomy places the organism in Eukaryota, Metazoa, Chordata, Actinopteri, Cyprinodontiformes, Rivulidae. Gene Ontology annotation, biological process: pentose-phosphate shunt, non-oxidative branch; carbohydrate metabolic process; pentose-phosphate shunt. The record is from RefSeq and is a predicted model, not a curated record. Gene Ontology annotation, cellular component: intracellular anatomical structure; cytoplasm.